Eleginops maclovinus (Patagonian blennie) is the source of this 1720-nucleotide messenger RNA. RefSeq names its product CD209 antigen-like protein A. Bases 613 to 1164 code for a protein of 183 amino acids. The transcript has 6 exons. The record is from RefSeq and is a predicted model, not a curated record. Gene Ontology annotation, molecular function: fucose binding; D-mannose binding. Lineage: Eukaryota; Metazoa; Chordata; Actinopteri; Perciformes; Eleginopidae. Gene Ontology annotation, biological process: biological process involved in interspecies interaction between organisms. Gene Ontology annotation, cellular component: external side of plasma membrane.
AGUAUGUGUUUGGACUAGGCUGUUUACGUUAAAGCAAUUAUUAAAGUCAAUCACUUUAAAACUCCCUUUUAUUAGUAAAAGAUAUUUCCUCAGAAUUUCACACAUUAAUACUUGGUGUAUUAAUCAAAUGUUGAUUAAUGUUAUUAUUAGUAUGAAGUUUUAAACAGCAACUUUAUGCUGGCUCUAAAAGCAAGUCAAUGUUUAAAUGCCCAACGUUACUACAGAAGUAACCUGUUUACAAUUCCCCAGCAUACCGAAAUGAUGUACUCACCAAAAGUUUGGUGAACAUGAAGAAAGGAAUUGUAAUACUUCAAAACAGUCACAUUUAGCUUUUUUUUUAAAUAAACUACAGUUAAGUGUUGUUUCAAAGCCUGUAAAACAAUGAAUGGGUGUUUAUGCUUCCUGAUGACCUAUUUAUUUUUAAAUUGAAACGAAUCUAUGGUGGAAACAGUGUUGAGUUUUCAAGAAAUGAGGAAGUGGUUAUAAUUAUGUAUAGUUGAGAAGUUUAAUCAAGAUAAAGAAUCCUCGCUGCAGCUCUCAGGAAGCAGUGUUUCACUCAUUUGUCAUACUUGGAGGGUCAAAUAUUUUUGGAGUUUGUAUUGUAAGGCAGAGAUGACUUUAGACUAUGAAGAUAUCCCCGAUGCUUUGUCCAGGAAAACAAAACUCUUCAGAGUGGUUGUUGUUAGCUUCGGACUCCUGUGUGUCCUGCAAGGUGCUCUCAACAUUUCCCUGCGUCUUUCUCUCUACAGGAAGCUGAGUACUUUUGAUCAUUACUCCCAACAAGGAUGGAUGUAUUUCAACCACAGUUUCUAUUACAUUUCUGCUAUUCAAAAGUCCUGGCAGGAGAGUAGAGAUGACUGUCAGCAAAGAGAUGCAGACCUGAUAAUUAUCAACAGCAAAAAUGAAGAGGAAUUUGCGAGGCGCUUCAAGCAGCUCACAUGGAUUGGACUGAUUGACAGAGAGUCAAAUGGGACUUGGAGAUGGGUGGAUGGGUCUGCACUGGAGACAAGCUAUUGGCACGAUGGGGAGCCCAACAAACACGAAGGCAAAGAUGAAGAUUGUGGGGAAAUAAAGUUCUAUGAAAAGGAAAACAGCUGGAAUGAUGUACAAUGUAAACUGCAAAAAUUCUGGAUCUGUGAAAAGUUGAUGGCUGUAUACUCAUGAGAACCAAAACCCACAAGAUUUGAAUCAGUAAGCUGCGGGGGAAGCGCUUAUCAUCACGCCAACAUGCAAACACAUAUUGUGCAAGACAGGCCUCUGUAGUUUUUUCUUUUUACAUUUUAGCGCUAUUUCUAUCCAUAAACAUACAUGGAAUGUUAUAAAUGUUGUUAUGUCUUUUAGAUCGUUAAAUGGCUUUAGUUUUUGGGAAAAACAUGCAGUUACCGCAUAAUGUGUCAAGAGGUUUUUCAAACAUACAGUUAAAAUUAUUUUGUAAAUCCAUGUUUGCCCCACUGAUUUUUUUGUAUAUAGUAGGCCUACCCUCAAGAUGUAUAAUACAUUGUAUUAAUUUUAUGAAAAGGUCUGAAUUUGUUACUGUAAUAUGUCUGCAAUGUAAAAAAAAUGCAAGGUCCACUGCAACUCUUACUUUUGUCAUUCAAGUCGGAACUCAAAUUAGAGCAAAUACCUCUGCAUGCUUUUAUAAUUGUAUUUUAAACAUGUCUGUGUGUUCAAAUCAAAUGAAGUUAAUUGUCUUUUAAUAAAGUGUCUCUGUUGCACUAUG